Talaromyces proteolyticus is the source of this 23700-nucleotide messenger RNA. RefSeq names its product putative nonribosomal peptide synthase. The transcript is spliced from 10 exons. Bases 1 to 23700 code for a protein of 7899 amino acids. Gene Ontology annotation, molecular function: phosphopantetheine binding; catalytic activity. Lineage: Eukaryota; Fungi; Ascomycota; Eurotiomycetes; Eurotiales; Trichocomaceae. The record is from RefSeq and is a predicted model, not a curated record.
AUGACAUCUUCUACUCAACAUCUAAGCUCUGAUCUAGUCAGAGAGUCUGUGGCAUGCUAUCUUCCGAUAGUGCGCAGUGCCAAUCCCGCGACUGGAAUUAAACGUCGCAUGACUUCGCGGCUGGCAUUUAAUGUUCUGGCGAUUCAGAAGAUUGCUGAAAAUGACCAGGAUGCUAUCACCAGCUUGCUUCAAUCGGCCUGGGCGCUGGUUUUGUAUUACUACACUGGAUUAACCGAGGUGUGUUUUGGAUACGAUGAGUUCGACUUGGCUGGUUCGCGUCAGAAACCGAGGUCAUCUGUCGCAAGGACCAGGAUUAAUGAUAAUAUGUCGCCGAGGGAGGUAUUGGAUGAUUUCCAAGGUAAGGAUGGUAAGUACGGAAUGAACGGAGGGAUUAAUGGGCAGGGACGAUUGAAACAAUCACAAUUUCACUACAACACGACAGUGACACUUCAAGUGCGGAGUUCGGCAACGAAUGCGCCGAGAACGGCCGCUCUGGGACCUUCACAAGCUGCAAUGGUUUUUUCAGAAGAGUGCAAGAUCCGAGUAUUGGCAAAAUACGUAAAUAGCUCGCUUAGCAUUUUUCUCGAAUGGCGACAUCCGGAGGUUUCUGCGUCAUUUGCUUCUAAUGUGUCGCAUAUAUAUAGUCGCAUGCUUAACUCCUUGACUAAUGAUCUAGACUCUUGCAUCCAGAGUCUGUGUCUGAUCACCCCUGAUGAGAAAGACCAGAUCAUGAAAUGGAACGCUGUCCGACCGGAAACGGUGGACAGAUGCAUCCAUCAGAUCAUCGAGGACCAAGUUUCAAGUCACCCUGAAAAAGAGGCGGUGUGUGCCUGGGAUGGCUCACUCACGUAUUUCGAGCUUGAUCAGCUUGCCACCAAGCUCGCCUUGUAUCUGAUGAACGUCGGAGUGGGGCCGGAAACUCGAGUCGCGCUUUGUUUUGAUAAGUCGAAAUGGAAUAUCGUCGCCAUGCUGGCGGUGUUAAAGGCUGGUGGUGCCUUUGUCCCCCUGGAUCCAACCCACCCGAUUGCCCGACUUCGGGCUCUAGUGCAAGCAGUCGAAGCCAAAGUGACGCUGUGCUCGACUCAACAUGCUUCUCGGCUGGAAGAGGCCGUUGAGAAGGUUGUUGCGCUGGAUGGAGAGUGGCUGGAGUCUCUCAUAGCAGCGGGUGGGAAGGAGCAAACGGGUGACUCCGUCCACGGCAAGAACGCAGCUUACGUGCUUUUUACCUCAGGCUCGACGGGAGAGCCAAAGGGGACGGUGGUUGAGCACCAAGCAUUCUGCUCAGGUGCCCGCGCCCAUGGCCCAGCCAUAUUGAUAGACUCUGACUCGCGCGUGCUGCAAUUCGCUGCCCACACAUUCGACGCCAGUUUGGCUGAGAUCCUCACUCCACUUAUGUGCGGUGCUUGCGUGUGUAUUCCCAGUGAAGAUGCUAGACUGAACGGGAUUGUUCCCGCAAUCAAUGAGAUGCGCGUGAAUCAUGCCUCUCUCACCCCCUCGUUUAUUCGAUUCAUUGAGCCUGCCGAAGUGCCAGGUCUUUCAAUACUUGUAUUGGUAGGCGAAGCUCUCACGCAAGCUAAUAUUGAGACAUGGUCAUCGAUCAACCUUGUCAAUGGCUACGGGCCCACAGAGAGCUCUGUGGUCGCCGUAGUCAAUUCAAAUAUCUCCAGUAAUACCGCUUCUCAAGACAUCGGGUUUCCGGUCGCCGUGAGAUGCUGGGUUGUAGAUCCGGAAAAUCACGAUAUUCUGCUUCCUAUUGGUUGCACCGGGGAACUCUUGUUGGAGGGUCCAUCAUUAGCUCGGUGUUAUCUCAAUAACGCAGAGAAAACUGCUCAAGCUUUUAUCUUUGAUCCUGCAUGGUCACAAGAUGCCAACAACGAUGGACAGCGUCGUUUUUAUAAAACUGGGGACUUGGUUCGGUAUAAUUCCGAUGCUGGUUCUUUUGACUUUGUUGGUAGAAAAGAUACCCAGGUCAAGUUUCAUGGACAGCGAAUCGAGCUGGGAGAGAUUGAAUCGCAUCUAAUUCGUCACUCGGCCACAAAACAUGGCCUCGUUUUAUUACCAAAAUCUGGCCCUGUGGCGCAAAAGCUGGUUGCAAUUGUUUCACUCAGCGACAGCUUGCUUGAAAACAUGCCCAGCAGUCCAGUUCCACUAAAACUUCUCGAGAAUGCUACUCAUCAAGUGCAUAUUUCCAACCUUCGAGAGCAGAUGGGUGAGAUUUUGCCGAGCUAUAUGGUCCCUUCAAUAUGGGUGUGUGUGGAAGCAUUUCCCGUGCUUGCAUCUCGCAAAUUGGACCGCAGAACUACUCUCCGAUGGCUUGAGACACUAACACAGGAGGCUAUAGACAAGCUGCUCCCUGUGUCAGAGGAAGUGUUUGGAGAUUUCGAGGAGGAAAUGACCGAUGUCGAAAGUAAAAUACGCCAGAUAUGGAGCCGGGUUCUUAAUAUUUCUUUAUCGAAGACAAGCCUGAAUCACAGUUUUCUUAGCCUAGGUGGUGAUUCUAUCACCGCCAUGACAUGCAUGAACCAGUGCAAAAAGGCUGGUCUCGGCUUCAGCGUGCAGGAAAUAUUACGAAGUAAGUCAAUCAAGGAGCUUGCAAACUGCGUCAAGCCAGUUGGACGUCAAAACGAGUAUCAUGAAGAGAUCGACAAAUUCUUUGACCUGUCGCCGAUACAGAAGUUGCAUUUUCACGCCCGCACUGACGAACAAGGACACUUCAACCAAAGUUUCUUUUUACGUCUUAACCGCCAAGUUACAGAACAGGAUUUACUGAGCGCCAUUACAACGAUUAUAAAACGUCACUCUAUGCUACGAGGCCGCUUCUCUUAUAACACUGCGCAAAAAAAGUGGGAGCAGCGGAUAACGAGUCGAUACGACGAGUCUUAUCGUUUCAGAGUUCAUCAGCUACUAUUUCGAAAGCAGGCGAAAGAUGCCAUUGCUGAGAGCCAGGCAUCUCUCAAUGCUGUUACAGGCCUAGUUCUGUCAGUCGAUCUAUUCUAUGUAAAGGAUGAUUGCCAACUUCUGUCGCUGGUUGCGCAUCAUCUCGUUAUUGAUUUGGUGUCUUGGCGUGUAAUACUUGAAGACUUAGAAGAGCUUCUUACACACUCUGCUUCAUUGUCACUUCUUGAACCUACUCUGCCGUUUCAAGACUGGUGUCAGCUCCAAGCAGCGAGAAUAUAUGAAGCGGGUAUGAUUAUCGACAAUGUCCCACUUUGUGACCUCUCGUACUGGGGAAUGAGUGAGGCCACUAAUACAUAUGGUGAGGUUGCUUGUGAUGGGUUUGAACUUGAUCCCAAAACAACAGCGUUAGUGAUGGGUGAUUCUAACUUUGCACUGCGAACCGAGACCGUGGACCUUUUGGUGGCCUCCUUGCUAUACUCCUUCAGAAAGACCUUUCCUGACCAUAAUUCCCCUGUCGUGCACAACGAAGGUCAUGGGAGAGAAACGUGGGACGAAGGAAUCGAUAUUUCUCGAACUGUCGGAUGGUUUACCAUAAUCUAUCCAGUAUUUGUGGAAGAAGAAGUUUUAAAUGGUUUGGUUGACACUCUAGUCCAGGUUAAAGACCGCCGCAGGCAGGUCGAAGAUAACGGAAGAGAGUAUUUUGCCAACAGCAUUCUGACAGGCAACUGCGAAAAUCAAUACCAGCCUAUGGAGAUCAGCUUCAAUUAUCUAGGUCGCUAUCAACAGUUGGAACGAGCUGGUGCUUUGUUCCAGCCUGUCGAAGGUCUAGCCGGUGAAACAAGUCAAGGUGGAGGAGCAGCCGACUUUGGAAAAAAUACGCCGCGGUUCGGCCUAUUUGAGAUAUCUGCCGUCGUUGUUCAAGAUGUUUUGCGAUUCACUUUCUCUUUCAAUGGCUCCAUGAGGCACCAGAAGCAAAUUCGGAGUUGGAUCACAUCCUGUCGAGAGGCGCUUUGUCAACUAUCAAAUCAGCUGGUGUCUUUGAAACCUCGCCCGACGAUAAGUGAUUUUCCGCUGCUAUCCUUGAAUUACACCGACCUCUCAGCACUCACCGCUGAAAGAUUACCAGCUCUAGGUAUCGCAGCGCUUGAUGAAGUUGAGGAUAUCUACCCAUGCUCGCCAAUGCAGCGAGGACUUAUGAUAUCCACGAGCCGGAAUAGUUCGUUUUAUGCUGUUCGGGGAACGUACGAAAUCAAAUCGUCCGUCGGCCAAGUGGAUGCACAGCUUCUUGCACAGGCAUGGCAGAGAGUUAUUGACCGACAUGCAAUGCUCCGAACACUCUUUGUCGAAAAUCUGAGCUCAGAUGAUAUUUAUUCUCAGGUUGUCCUGCAUCAUUAUGCUUUCCCCCCUAAAAUCAUUCGCUCUGUUGAUGAUAAUGAAGUCUUGUCUGUAUUUGAUACCCAUAUUAUGGAAUUUAAUAACCGCAAGCCACUGCAUCAAUUCACUAUCUGUGAGACUAAUUCUGGUCGUUUGUUCUGUCGACUAGAGAUGAGUCAUGCUAUCAUGGACGGAACAUCAAUUUCGCUAAUCCUGCGGGAUCUCCAAAGGGCUUACAGCGGGAAGCUGGUUCAGGGUCCUAAUCCGCUCUUCAGCAAAUUUAUCUCAUACCUGAACAAACAGCCCAGAAAUGCCGCUAUUGACUACUGGAAGACAUACCUUUCUGGAGUGGAGCCAUGCCAUAUAUCAGUACUCAACGACGGGCAUGAUUCGGUGAAACAAUACACAAACCUCCGUCUCGAUUUUCAGGGCUUUGGUCGACUUCAAGAAACAUGCGAAAAAUACGGAUUGACCGUUGCGAACGCUUUGCAUGGAGCCUGGGCUCUGACACUUCGCUGUUUCACUGGAAGCGAGGAUGUAUGCUUCGGAUAUCUAAUAUCAGAGCGAGAUGCCCCGAUUGAAAGCGCUGAAGAAGUGAUUGGGCCGUUGAUCAAUAUGCUAGCUUGUAGAAUCAACAUGCCGUCUGAUGCCACUGUCAACAGUCUUUUAGAAAGAAUCCAGGGCGACUAUAUGAACAGUCUACCAUUCAAGCACUUUUCCUUGGCCGAUGUUCAACACGAAUUGGGUCUUUCUGGCACAGCUCUUUUUAAUACGUGUUUCUCUUACAGAAAGCUCCCACCCAAAGUUGAUGGAACACCGAUUAUUCAGUUCUCGGAAUGCGGUGGCUUGCACGACCCAACUGAAUAUUUGGUUACUAUCAACGUCGAGGCCACGGACAAAGAGGCUGUUAUUGACCUCGAUUAUUGGACUGAUCUUUUGUCCACUAGUCAAGCGGCUAAUAUUGCUCAAACUUUUAUCAAAGCUCUCGAAAAUAUUAUUAGCUAUCCUGAAACUGCUGUGGGUGAUUUAGACUACAUGUCGUCAGCGAACUGGCAGCAAGUUUCACAAUGGAACAAUUCAAUACCGGAGACCAUCAAAAAGUGCAUCCACGAGGUCUUUAAGGAACAGGUUCAGAUAAAUCCAAAUGCCCCUGCUAUCUGUUCUUGGGAUGGGCACUUCACAUAUUCUGAAGUGGAUGCGCUCUCCUCUCGCCUUGCCGGCUAUUUGUCUAGUAUUGGUGUUGAACCGGAAAGUUUUGUGGCUUUGUGCUUCGACAAGUCGGCCUACACCAUUGUUUCAAUGAUUGCCGUUCUCAAAGCUGGAGGGGGUUGUGUACCCCUGGACGCAGGCCAUCCGAAGACUGCUUUAGAUCUUCGAGUGCUUGAAAGCGGAGCCAAUGUCGUCCUCUCUUCUCCAUCCCGCGCCCACUUACUUGAAGAUAUUGUCCCAUAUGCCAUAUCUGUUGAUGAGUCACUGUUUGAAGAGCUCGAGACGGUUGAAAACACCAUGCUGAACCAGGCCAACCCUGAAAAUGCCGCGUUUCUGAUAUUCACCUCUGGUAGUACCGGAAACCCCAAGGGAGUCGUUCUUGAACACCAGAGUCUAGUGACUAGUGCUGCUGCCCAUGGGGCCGCUCUAGGUGUUGACUCCUCCACCAGAUUCUUGCAAUUCGCUUCCUACUCCUUCGAUAACAGUCUGGAAGAGAUAUUCACUCCAUUAAUGCGUGGCGGCUGUGUAUGUGUUCCAUCUGAAAGCGACAGAAUGAACAACCUGGCAAAAGCGAUCAAUGACCUCGACGUCAAUUUCACAGACAUGACUGCAACGGUGGCAUCUUUCCUCCAGCCAUCCGAUGUUCCAAAGCUCAAGGGUCUCGCAAUUGGCGGCGAAGCUCCAACCAAGGAAAUCAAGGAUACGUGGACAAAGGUUCUCCGGCUUCAGAACAUCUAUGGGCCGACGGAAUGUUCAAUCAAUUGCUGUCAUAACGCCGAUGUGAGCCUGUUGAGUGACGUUACGAAUAUUGGUCGGGCAGUAGGAUGUUUAACCUGGGUUGUAAAUCCCAGUGAUCAUAAUCACCUAGUUCCCAUCGGUUGUGUUGGUGAAUUGCUAAUCGAGGGGCCUAUUCUGGCGCGUCACUACCUUAAUAACCCAGAAAAGACACAGCAGAGUUUUAUUGAAAACCCGACGUUUAGAUCAAAAAUCUCUGAAAAGGUCGCGAAUGCGCAGACUGCCACUGGAAAUGGCCAUAGAAUGUAUAAGACGGGCGAUUUGGUUCGAUACAACUCUGAUGGGUCGCUGGUGUAUCUCGGCCGCAAAGACACGCAGGUUAAGUUGAACGGCCAACGAAUUGAGCUGGGUGAAAUCGAGCAUAGAAUGCAAGCAGCACUACCUGCAGAAAGCCAGUGCUCAGUUGACCUGAUCGUCACCCGCAAUGGAAGUAUAACGUCGAAAGCUCUAGUUGCAUUCGUCUGUCUUCAAGCAGAAAGCAAAGCACAGGUACAUAACGAUUCAGAGUUUAUCCUGUCCAUGUCGGAGAAAUUUCAAGACAUAGCACUGGCUACCAAAUCCACUCUGAUUUCCCAGUUGCAGAGUUACAUGGUACCGAAUGUCUACAUACCAGUAUCUUUCUUGCCAAUGACAUCUUCAGGGAAGUUGAAUCGACGCUUGUUGCGAGUUUCGGCCGAGGAAAUACUAUCGGGAGACGCAUCUGCAUAUAGACUUGGAGGUAGAAGUGGCCGAGCGCCAUCUACUGAUGCCGAAAAGGUUUUACAGAGGCUGUGGGUGUCAGUCUUAUCCGUUGAUGCUUCUACUAUCAGUGCAGAAGAUACGUUCUUCCGACAUGGAGGUGAUUCCAUAUCAGCCAUUAAACUAGUAACGGCCGCUCGCAAGGAGGGAUACACGAUUGGAGUUGCAGAUAUUCUGAAGACCCCUAUGCUUUCCGAAAUGGCUCAGAGCAUCUCAGGACUGUCAUCAACCGCCAUUGCAGAAAUGGACGUAGAAAUAAUUCCCUUCUCAAUGCUCGAUAGCUCGGUUUCUCUCGCCGAGCUCAAGGAUGAAGUGUCCACAGUCUGCCGGAUUCCCGCAGAUUCCAUUGAAGAUAUUUAUCCAUGCACUGCAAUUCAAGAAGGACUCAUCGCUCUGUCAAAUACAAAACCAGGGUCGUAUGUCACUCAGAAUGUUUACGAACUGACAAAUGGCAUCGAUAUUGCUAAAUUCAAACAAGCAUGGGAGAAAUUGGCUUACGCGGAGGCUAUACUCAGAACGAGAAUUGUGCAUUCUAAAUCAGGGGGUUUUCUCCAGGUUGUUGUUCGCGAGUCUCUGGAGUGGGAAUCGAUUCUUGAAAUGAGCGCCUUAUCUUCUCCUAGCGGUUCACCAUUGGCGACAAACGGAGGAAGGUUAUCUAGAUAUACGAUCGUUGGGGAGUCCUCGAAUAGUCCACGUUUUGUAUGGACUGCCCAUCACGCAGUUUACGAUGGAUGGAGCAUGCCUAUUCUUCUAGACAAAUUGAGAGCUUACUACGAAGAUGGCCUUAAAGGAGCAAAACAGCCAAACAAUUCCUACCUCCAUUUCAUAAAAUACCUCGCCAGCGUUGAUUCCGAAGAAGCCAAAAAUUUCUGGACGGCGCAGUUGGAUGGAUUGACUAGGGUGCAAUUUCCUGCUCUACCCAAUGCAUCUUACAAACCAUCACCGAAAAAUCGCCUUACCAAGAAGUUCAGACUUCCGACGCAAAGCCGCCUAGAAGCUACACUGCCAUCCAUAGUUCGCGCAGCUUGGACUUUGACAAGUUCUGUAUUUUCUUUCUCCGAGGACGUUAUUUUUGGAGAAAUUAUGACAGGUCGCGAUGCCCCGGUUCCUGGAAUUGCUGAUAUCAUUGGCCCCAUUUUAUCAAUUGUGCCAAUGCGAUUACAGAUUGAUCUAGAAUUGACAGUUGCUCAAUUUCUACAAAGUAUUCAAAAGCAGGCCGCUUCUUUGAUACCAUACCAGUUUACUGGCCUGCAAAAUAUCAGGGGCUUCGGCGAAGAUGCGAAAGCAGCGUGCGAUUUCCAGACUCUGUUUUCUAUUGCACAUGGAGAUUCAGAUGACAUUGAAGGCAUUAUGUCUCUUCUGAGUGCCAAUUCAGGCGAGACGAAUUUCUAUACUUACCCUUUGAAUGUUUCGUGCUUCAUGUGGGAGUCUGAAUUAGAAGUUCAGGUGCAUUAUGACCAAAAUGUCCUUCCCGAAAUACAGUUGGAGCGAAUGUUGAAUCAAUUUAAGACCGUACUUGCAAUGGUUUGUUCUGAACAGAACAGAGAAGAAAAGAUUGGAAACGUUGAAAUAGUCAGUACCGAUGAUCUUUCUGUAAUUCAAAACUGGAAUGCAGAGCUCAGUCUGGACCGCGUCGAUAAAUGCAUCUACGAGCUGAUCGAUGAGAAUACCAAAUCGCAGCCGGAUGCCCCUGCAGUCAGCGCUUGGGAUGGCUCCUUCACUUACCGAGAACUUGAUGAACAUUCGACAAUUCUCGCCCAUCACAUCGCCGAGCUUGUUAAUGGAAAGAAGGAAAGUUUCAUUCCGGUUUGCUUUGAGAAAUCUGCCUUUGCUAUCGUGUCCAUGCUAGCUAUCAUGAAAGCUGGUUGUGCGUUCGUUCCUUUGGACCCUCAACAUCCGGUAGUUCGACGUCGAGAAAUAAUCGUGGACAUCGAGGCAGAUCUUAUUUUGUGCUCUCCCAAGUACUUGUCCUUGUGCAAGGAAGUCGUCCAGCAGACUCUGGCCGUUGAUAUGAGCGCUCUCACCAUGCUACCGAAUAAGCAGGUAUCGCUGAAGAAGAAUGAUCCAAGUUCUGCUGCCUAUGUUAUUUUCACUUCUGGAAGUACUGGGAAACCAAAGGGGUGCAUCAUUGAACAUGUUGGUUUCUGUUCAGGGGCGGUGAGAAAUGGCCCAGCAUUCUCUUUCGGGCCAUCUUCAAGGGUCCUUCAGUUCGCGUCCUAUACAUUUGAUGCAAGUAUACUCGAAACUCUCACAGUUCUGGUUAUGGGCGGCUGCGUCUGUGUUCCUCAUGACAAUACUCGACUCAAUGGCAUCGCUCAAUUCAUUAAUGAGAAAACUAUAAACACCGCGCUUCUUACUCCAAGCAUGGCCCAAACUAUCAAGCCUUGUGAUGUUCCUGGUCUGAAGAAUCUAGCUCUCGUAGGAGAAGCCAUGGCACCGAAUCAUCUCACGACUUGGGCAAAUGAGCUCCGAUUGAUCAACGGGUAUGGUCCUACGGAAACUUCUAUAGUUGCUGCCGUCAAGCCACGUAUGGUAUCCGAAACCAGUCCCUCUAAUAUCGGAACUGCCGUCGGAAAUGCAUGGCUUGUUGAUCCAGGCAAUCACAACAGGUUAAUGCCUGUCGGCGCCAUUGGAGAACUCCUUAUUGAAGGACCGACUUUGGCUAGAGGCUAUCUGAAUAACGUGCAGAAGACUGCAGAAGUGUUCAUUAAGAAUCCAACUUGGGCUACGCACAAGUCUAUUUAUGGAGACGUAGAGAGAAGGAUGUAUAGGACAGGGGACCUCGUGAAGUACGCACCUGACAAUUCUGGAGAAUUGAUUUACAUCGGAAGAAAGGAUAAUCAGGCAAAGAUCCAUGGACAACGACUUGAACUUGAAGAAAUCGAGCAUCAUCUGAACUCUGACGGCGAGAUCUUGAACGCUGUUGUCUUUGUGCCAAAAUCUGGCAAAUUUGCGAAAAAGCUCGUUGCUGUCCUCUCUCUACGCAACCAAUCGGACCUAAAGUCUGAAAGCGGUAGUCUACAAGUUGUGACUACCAAGCCUGCAAUGCAAAAGCUUCAGCCAAUGCGGGAUAGACUCGGGAAAAAGGUCCCGGGCUAUAUGGUUCCUUCGAAUUGGAUUAUUUUUGAACAGCUUCCUCUGCUUGCUUCAGGGAAAUUGAAUCGCAGGAUGAUCAGUCAAUUUAUUGAGAAUACAAGUGACGAUGUCUACACGAAGAUCAUGGCUGCAGCGGAGCAAGACUCGCCAGGGAAGAUCGUUGUUAUAACGGAGACUGAGGCAACUUUACAAAAGAUCUGGGCUUCUGUUCUGAAUAUAGGUUCUGAUAGCCUAAGCCUAGAUCGGUCUUUCAUCCACCUGGGUGGUGAUAGUAUGUCAGCUAUGGCCGUGAUGUCAAAAUGUCGGUCCCAACAUCUAGGCGUAACAGUGGAAAACAUUAUCACCUGCAAGUCAAUCCGGCAUCUCGCUACCUUGGUGACCUCACCUAAAAAGGCUAUUCUCGAAGAAGAAAACUUUCAUGAGUUUGAUCUUUCUCCCAUCCAAACGCUCUACUUCCGUUGUAUGGAGCGCCAAAACAACCGAUUCAAUCAGAGUAUGAUGAUGGAGGUAACUAAACCAUUGCAUAAAACCCAGUUGCGAAACGCUAUUACAAGAUUGGUCAAAAUGCAUCCAAUGCUACGAGCUAGAUUCUCGCGGGAUGGAAAUGGUAUCUGGAAGCAGCGUAUUACAUCGUCUAUCGAAGAUUCAUAUUUGUUCCGUACGGUUGAAUAUUUCGAUCCCGGUGAUGUACCUCGCGAGGUAGAGGAUGUACAGGGUUCUCUGAAUAUCGUCAAUGGCCCCGUUAUUGGUGUGAUGCUUGUCGACGACCCAUCAUCCAAUCCUCAAAUCCUCAUCUGCGUCCAUCAUCUGGUUAUUGAUGUUGUAUCUUGGGGAAUCAUCAUGCAAGAUCUCGAAGACAUCUUACAAGAGCGGCUCGUCCCAGAGAGUGAGGCAACCUCCUUCCAAAAAUGGUCUAAAUUGCAAGUUGAUUUUGCAAAACAAAAUCUAUCAACUAAAGUUCUACCAUUGGAUGAUAUGCCAACUUCUGACUUUGAGUUCUGGGGUAUGGAAAACAUCAAAAACACUCAUGGCGAUGUUGUGACCGAGGAAAUCAAAUUCGAGCCACCAAAGACAAGAGAUAUCCUUGAACUGGUCAAUGGGGCUUUGGGGGCCGAGUUGGUUGAUAUUCUUCUCGCAAGCCUUCUUCUAUCUUUCCGCCGUGUAUUCCCUAACCGGAAGACACCACCUUGCAUCUAUAACGAAGGCCACGGGCGGGAGCCUUGGGACCCCAAUAUUGAUCUCUCACGUACCGUGGGCUGGUUCACAACUCUAAGUCCGGUGCGUUUACCUUCUGAUACCGAAUCAAAUGAUGGGUAUGAUUUCCGCGAGUGCAUUCACUGGGUUAAGGACAUUCGCAAGAGAACUCCAGGAAAGGGUAUGCCUUACUUCGCCCAACGCUUCCUUACCUGGGAAGGUAGUGAAAAACACCGUCACCAUUGGCCGAUGGAAAUUGUUUUUAAUUACCUUGGUCAACACAAGAGUUCUAAAGAUCAAAAUAAGUUGCUGCGGCCCAUCAAUGGUACAGGUCAGGCAGUCAAUUCUUCUUUUGACAUUGGUGCAGAAGUUCCCCGAUUCUCCCUUAUUGAGAUCUCCGCAAUAAUUGUUGAGGACAGUCUGAGCCUGUCAUUUUCUUAUAACAAGGUUAUGAAACGACAGACCGGCAUUGGACGAUGGGUUAGAGACUGCAAAGACUUGUUAUGCGAUGCCCUUGUCGAUCCGUCCAUGAGGAAAUUACAACCGAGUUUGAGUGACUUUCCUCUACUACCGUUAUCAUUCAACAGUAUUAAAAAGCUAAAACAGAGUUUGGCUGCUCUUGGAAUCCAAUCCUUUGACGAGAUUGAAGACAUUUACCCAUCUUCUCCUAUGCAAGACGGAAUUCUGCUCAGUCAACUCAGAGACGCUACUACCUACUCCUACAAAACCGUGUUUGAGGUUGAUUCUCCUGUAGGCGAGGGAAUGGUCGACAUUGAGAGAUUAUCUAGAGCCUGGCAAAAAGUUGCUGAUCGUCACUCUGCUCUCCGAACAAUUUUUGUUGACGGCAGUCACGAGUCCUCACUAAUGAAUCAAAUCGUGUUCAAGCCAGGAAAGGCAAGAAUAGUCUUUGUCGAUGCAUCAGAAGCAGAUGCUAGGGAAUCAUUAUCACAGAUUCCCAGCGUUGACUUCAAAGAUAGCAACCCGCCUCACCGUCUUGCUAUCUGUAAGACCAAAUCUGGGAAGGUCUUCUGUCGAUUUGACAUUAGUAAUGCUAUCGCUGAUGGAUCAUCUAUGCCAAUCAUAAUUAGGGAUCUUUCACGAGCAUACAUGAAUUUACCUCCUGCCACUUCCAAGCCACCCAAGUACGGCGAUUUCAUUGCACAUCUGCAAACCAUACCCAAGGAAAAGGGUAUUGAGUAUUGGAAACAGUAUCUUUCAGGUGCUGAGCCUUGCUUCUUCCCAUCUUUGGUAGAAGAUAAUAAGGGCGAAAAGGCGCUGGGCUCUGAAAUAUUGAUUCUACCGGACAACGAGAAGAUAGGUGCAUUCUGCAGGGAGAUGGGUAUUACAAUGUCAGCCCUCUUCCAACUUUCCUGGGCCUUGCUCUUGCGAACAUACACUGGCUCGGAUGAAGUAUGCUUCGGCUACGUUGCUUCAGGACGAGAUAUUCCAGUGGAAAACAUACAAGACGCGGUUGGAGCUUUCAUCAAUAUGUUGGUAUACAAAAUAGUCUUAAAGAAAGAUAUGUCGCUACAAAAGGCAUUGAAAAAGACUCAGCUCGACUUUGUGAAGAGCAUGGAGUACCAAUCUAUCUCGCUGGCGGAAGUUCAACAUGAGCUCGGUCUUGGAGACACCUCACUUUUCAACACUGCCUUCACUUUCCAGAGACGCGGUGUACUGGAAGAAGAUACUACCCUUUCUCUUUCCUUCAAGGGGUUUGAUUCUCAUGAUCCCAGUGAAUACAAAUUGGCAGUGAAUGUUGAGAUGCUUGAUACGACCACUGAGGUUCAUUUCAGCUUCUGGAGGGAUUACCUGUCAGACAUCCAGGCCAAGAAUAUCGCAGACACUUUUGAAAAGAUUAUAAAUGACAUUGCUAACGACUUUAACCCUACUAAAUCUAUUGGUGACGUUGACUGUUUUGGAAAUCUGAGUUGCAUCAGUGUUUACAACUGGAAUCGCGACUCCCUGGAAAAGACUGAAAAGUGUGUCCACGAGCUGAUCGAAGAACAGUCUUUGACACAGCCAUCUUACGCCCAAGCGAUUGAAGCAUGGGAUUCAAAAUUUACCUAUCAAGAAUUAAACAUCCACGCCAAUCGUCUCGCAAAGCAUCUCCAAGGGCAUGGUGUAGGUCCGGAAGUCGUUGUUCCUCUUUUCUUCGAAAAGUCAGCAUGGGCCAUCGUUGCGCAAAUAGCGGUGCUUAAAGCAGGAGGCGCCUUUGUAUCCUUUGAUCCAUCACACCCAGAGGACAGAAUUCGAAGCUUGAUAGAGGAUGUUCAAGGUCACACGGUAUUGACAUCAGCUCAUCAAUAUGACAAAAUUUCACAAAUCACGAAAAAUGCCAUCACUGUGAGCGAGGGUGCUUUGCAAAAGCUCCCCAAGGUCCAUGGCCAGGUAUCUUCCCCUGUCAAACCACAUAAUACUGCCUAUAUCAUCUUCACUUCUGGGUCAACUGGAAAGCCUAAAGGAACAGUCAUAGAGCAUGGCCAAUUCUGCACAGCUGCCUUGGCUCAUGGUAAUGCCCUUCACAUGGAUUCGAAGACGCGUUCUUAUCAGUUUGCCUCUUAUACAUUCGAUGCAUCCAUCUUGGAUAUCUUAUCAGUCCUUGUCUUGGGUGGAUGUGUCUGCGUGCCUAGUGCUGAAGAACGCAUGAACGACAUUGCCGGUAGUAUCGGAAGACUCCGCGCCAACUGGAUGUGCAUAACGCCUUCCGUCGCUAGCACGCUGAAACCAGAAAGCAUACCGACUAUGAAAGUGAUCGCUAUGGGAGGCGAGAAACUGACCCCAGGCAGCAUCGAGAAAUGGUCGAAAUCGGUACGUCUAGUUGAGGCAUACGGUCCUAGCGAGUGCUCUGUUGUCUGCGCCGCACAUGACAAGGUUGAUUUAUCUGGUAACAUCGUCAACUUUGACCCUGCUGUCAUCGGUAGAGCAGUUGGUGGUCGAUCAUGGAUUGUAGAUCAGAGGGACUACAACAAACUCGUGCCUAUAGGAGCCAUCGGCGAAUUGGUAAUUGAAGGUCAUACCGUGGGUCGCGGAUAUCUCAACAAUGAGAAGAAGACGAAAGAAGUUUUUAUUAAAGAUCCUACUUGGGCAACCAACAAGAAAAUUCGAGAACUUGUUGCUCCUGGAAGCCGCAUGUAUCGCACGGGUGACCUUGUUCGUUACAAUACAGAUGGCACCAUCACCUAUAUGGCAAGAAUGGAUAUGCAGAUCAAACUUAAUGGUCAGCGUAUCGAAUUAGGUGAAAUUGAAUACCAAUGUGCGCAACACAUGCCCCAAAAUUUGCAGCUGGCGGUCGAUCUUGCCGCUCCUGGGUCGCAGCCCGGUGCAAAGAAACUCGCAAUGUUUUUCACUCCCCAUAUGAACGUGAAUGGUGUAGAAAGCAUCGGUCAACGUGACGAAAAGUUACUACUACAAAUGAAUGACUCGAUUCAGGAUACGAUUAAAACGCUAGAAGUGUCCCUUGCGAAAGUCUUGCCAUCAUAUAUGAUCCCAAAGCUCUUCUUCCCAGUCUCUUCCAUCCCCUUUACUACUUCCGGCAAGCUUGAUCGUCAGAAACUUCACGGAGAGAUUAACGAUCUUUCUAGAGACGCCAUCAAAACAUAUUCUUUGAUGACUACAGUUAAAAGACAGGCCCCUACGGAUAAAGCACAGUUAGCUUUGCAAAUUCUAUGGGCAGAGAUCCUCAGUCUACCGACAACGUCGAUUGGUAGUGAAGAUAGCUUCUUUAGGCUCGGCGGUGACUCUCUGGCAGCCAUGAAGCUUGUGGGAAUGGCUCGGUCUCGGAAUAUCACUCUGAGUGUCUUAGACGUUUUCCGUCAUCCUUCUCUGAAAGAAAUGUCUUCGAAGUGCAAAUCGGCUAAAGAGACACUAGCUGAGACCAAACCUUUCAGUUUAUUGAGGGGUCCGGUAUCCAAGGAAGACAUUAUUGAAGAAGUGGCAACGCAGUGCAGUGUUAGCAAGGACAUGGUAGCCGACGUGUACCCUUGCAGUCCCUUACAAGAGGGCCUUAUCACAUCCUCUGUCAAGCAGCGUGGGGCCUAUGUUGCACAAAACGUUCUCCGGUUGGCUCAUAAUGUGGAUAUCCAAAAGUUCAAAGCUGCCUGGCAGCAGUUGACUGACGAAUUUGAUAUCUUGCGUACGCGUAUUGUUCAUACCGCUUCCUCCAACUUCCUGCAGGUUGUUCUCAGGCAACAUGAAAUUGUGUGGCAUCAUUCAAACAAUCUUGAAAAAAUCACGAAACACCCCUCGGUAGUACCGGAAUCCGAGGGCGGUCCAUUGACGCGAUAUAUCCUUGUGGAAGAUGCUGUUUCGUCUGAUACUCACUUUGUAUGGUCAAUUCAUCACGCGUUGUAUGAUGCUUGGGGUCUGGGCAUCAUUCUCAAAAGAGUUCAGGAAAUAUAUUUUGACAAUCCUUUAUUCGUUCCCGUGGCUUCCUUCGCAGGUUUCAUCGACUAUCUACAAAGACAAGAUCUUUCGGUUUCGGACAAUUUCUGGAAAUCCUAUCUCGCAGACGUGUCACCAACGCCUUUCCCGCCUACGAAUAAGGCAAUUUAUAACAGUGGAAAGAACACCAGCAAAACAUUGAGUACCAUUACAGACAUUAAGCACAAGUCAUUAAAUCUUGAUAUCACCACUCCAACGUUGAUACGAGCAGCAUGGGCUCUUGUCUUGUCAAAUCGUACCCAGUCAGAUGACGUCUGUUUUGGGGAAACUCUUAGUGGUAGAAAUGUCGACGUAAAUGGAAUCGCUGAUUUGGCUGGACCUGCUCUUACGACGGUGCCUACUCGCGUGAAGAUAGACUCUACGGUCACAAAGAAGGAUUAUCUCAGGGAGAUGCAGAGAAUCUCCACGGACAUGAUUCCUUAUCAACACUGCGGCUUACAGCAUAUUCGGAGGCUCGGAGAGGAUGCCGCCGCUGCUUGUGACUUCCAAAACUUGAUCAUUGUGCAAACCGCUGAGGCCGAAGAGAAGAAUGAACUUUGGGAAGUCCAAAAUGACGGUGCCUUGGGAAGCUUCUUUACUUAUCCCCUGGUCGUGGAGUGUAAACUUUUCAACUCUCAUAUUGAGCUCAACAUACACUUCGACGAAGAGAUAAUUUCUACCUGGGAUUCAGAAAGGAUACUUAUGCAAUUUUCAUAUGUCCUCCAACAGCUUGCAUCAGGUAGUAGUACUGACAGUGAGACUCUCGACACUAUUGGCAUGGUGAGUCCUGAAGAUAAGGAAGAUAUCACCUGGUGGAAUCGACGGAGGCCACAAGUUGUAGAUCAAUGCAUUCACGAUCUAUUCAGACACCAAGCCUUCGCUCAUCCUAAAGCAUCGGCAAUUCACUCUUGGGACGGGAACCUCACAUAUGAAGAACUGAAAAUAUAUGCAUCACAGCUCGCUUCUGAUUUGAAAGCACUGGAUGUUAAGCCAGAAGUUUUGGUUCCACUGUGUCUCGAUAAGUCUGCUUGGACUAUCGUUGCCAUGUUUGCGGUGCUUAUGGCUGGAGGGGCCAUUGUUCCUCUCGAUCCAAAGCACCCCCUUGAUAGACACACUGAGAUUAUCGGACAAAUUAAGGCAGAUAUAAUUUUGUGCGCUCCACAAUACCGUUCUCGAUACGAUGGCCUCGUCAACAAUGUGGUUGUUAUUGAUGAAAGCAUGAUUAAGAAUCUUGCGUUCAAAGAAAUAUCCUUUGAUGAUGAUGUUUUUUCUGUGUCAAGUUCCAACUCUGCAUACGUGAUUUUCACUUCGGGAAGUACUGGAAAGCCUAAAGGGAUUACUAUUGAGCACCGAGCAUUUAGCACCAGCUCGGCAGCCUUUGGUGCAGCAUUACGAAUGGACUCAAAGAUCCGGACUCUACAAUUUGCAUCACUUAGCUUCGAUGCUGCCAUGAUGGAAAUAUUUACGACCCUGACGGUUGGCGGUUGCGUUUGUGUGCCAAAUGAAGAAGAGCGCCUACAAGAUCUGCCAGGGGUCAUUUGCCGGAUGAACGUUUCCUGGACACUUUUAACGCCUUCAGUGGCCAAUUUGAUUGAUCCGUCCACUGUUCCGUGCCUGAAGGUUUUAGCGUGCGGCGGUGAAGCAAUGAGUCCAGAGACCAUCUCUAAAUGGACUGGCAACGUGGAAUUGGUCAAUGCUUACGGGCCCACUGAGGCAUCAGUUGUAGCUCUUGUUAAUCCAAAUGUAUCCAACGACACUCCAAGCAACAUUGGUUGCGGAACACAACCUACUCUCACCUGGAUUGUUAACCCGGAAAACCAUGAACAACUAACACCCCUAGGAGCUGUAGGGGAAUUGGCUUUAGAAGGGCCGACGCUUGCACGGGGCUACUUAGGAGAUGAUGUUAAAACAAAAGCAGCCUUUGUUGACAAUCCAUCAUGGACGACAUUGUUUCCAUCAACUGUUUCUGGUAGCCAAAGACGUCUUCAUUUGACAGGAGAUCUCGUUAAAUAUAUACCCGAUGGCUCCAUCAACUUUGUCGGCCGAAAAGAUAGUCAGGUCAAAAUCAACGGUCAACGCAUAGAUCUUGGUGAAAUUGAGCAUCGAUUGGAAACAGAUCCCCGCAUCCGUCAUGUCAUUGUUUUGUUUCCGAAAUCAGGACAUCUCCAAAAACGUCUUGUCGCAGUCAUUUCUCUCAGCACCUCCAAUAAGUCUGUUAGCUCUUCCCAGUCAUUUGAGCUUGUUAAGAACAACUCUGUUACCGACUCCCAGCUGGAAGAUAUUAAACACAAUUUGUCACUCCAAUUGCCUUCAUACAUGCUUCCUCAUGCAUGGGCGAUCGUCAACACGGUUCCGAUGCUAGUCUCUGGGAAGCUUGAUAGAAAGUCGGUAAAAGGCUGGAUUGACAACAUAUCGGAGAGCACUAGUCGGCGUAUCAUGCGUGACGAAGAAAGCAACGAGCCACAUGCAGAAAUUACGGGAGUUGCUGCUAUACUGAGAGACGUCUGGGGCCAAGUAUUAAAUUUACCUAUUGAGAAGGUAAAAUUGAACCAGUCAUUCAUGAGUUUAGGUGGAGACAGUAUCACAGCCAUGGCUGUCGUAUCUAGAAGCCGACGACAGAAAAUAGGGCUCUCUCUUCACGACGUCCUUCGUUCGACUUCAAUAGUUCAAUUAGCCAGUACAGUCGAAGCCGGUAUAGUAACCGUCCAGAGUGAGGAAAAAAUGGAACAGGACUUUGAGCUCUCGCCCAUACAAAAGAUGUACUUUAAGGCAAGCAAAGAGCACCAAGGAAACAGUCGCUUCAAUCAGAGCUUUAGUCUUCGCUUGUCAAGAUAUAUCAGUCCCCAAACAUUAUGCUUGGCUAUUCGAGGUCUUGUGGACCAUCAUUCAAUGCUGAAAGCACGCUUCCGGCAGAGAGAUGAUGGGGAGUGGGUGCAACUACUCUCUAAUGAUAUCGAGUCAUCAUUCAUUUUCAAUCACCACCUCCUAUCUACGCUUUCAGAAGCGACUUCAAUAAUUGCACAAAGCCAGAAAAGCAUCAAUAUCUCGCGUGGUCCUCUCUUUACUGUGGAUAUGCUCGAAACUCAGGACAAUCAGCAAUUCCUAUUCAUGGUCGCUCAUCAUCUCAUCAUUGAUAUGGUAUCCUGGCGAAUUAUCAUCCAAGAUCUACAGGAUAUGCUUGAGACUGGCUCGGCUCCCAACGACAAGCCCCUCUCAUUCCAGACUUGGUGUACAUUACAAACCGAACAUGUCAGGCGAGACGACAAAGCAAAAAGUCUACCAUUCCAGGUAUUACCUGGUAAUCUUGGCUAUUGGGGAAUGGAAAAUAUCCCGAAUAAAUAUGGGGAUGCUUUACAAAGCUCUUUUAGUUUGACUGAAGAAACCACUUCGUCUACAAUGGUUGGCAGCCACAACGUCUUCCGAACUGAUCCUGUGGAUAUUUUACUUUCCGCAAUUAUUCAUUCUUUCCACUGCGUGUUCAAUGAUAGGUUCUUGCCCACUUUAUUCAAUGAAGGUCAUGGGCGAGAGUCUUGGGAUUCAGAAAAUGACCCAUCACGGACUGUGGGUUGGUUUACAAAUAUUUCACCUUUGCAAGUUUCUAUAGAUUCGGAUAAUGUCCUAAAUACUUUGAAACGAGUGAAAGAUACUAGGAGAAGUGUGCAAGAAAUUGGAAAACAUUACCUCGCAUAUAGCCUUCUUGCUAAAGACGGUCAAGCCCAUCCUGUACGAUCUACUGUGCCUAUGGAAAUUUUAUUCAACUACCUUGGAGGCAUGCAACAGCUCGAGAGUGAUGACUCUUUACUACAAAGUGCAGACAUAGUACCAGAACAGGAAGACCCACUAGUUGUCGGUGAUAUGGGACCUGAUACUACUCGACUUGCCUUAUUCGAAAUUUCAGCCAUUGUGGUACAAGGCAGGCUACAGUUCACAUUCAUGUACAACCGUCAUAUGCGACAUGUCGAUGAGAUUCGUCGGUGGAUCUCCGAGUGCAAAUGGACCUUGGAGGAGAUCAUAAUUAGAUUACGACGAUGCAGCGCCGAGCCAACUUUGAGCGACUAUCCACUGCUUCCUGUCAACUACGAUGGCAUGAAACGAUUGAUCAAGGAGGCUUUCCCGAAGGCAGGUAUUUCGCAUCGAGACCAGGUUGAAGAUAUCUACCCCUGUUCCCCAACACAGGAAGGCAUGCUUCUAAGCCAACUCCGUGACCCAAGCACAUAUCUUUUCCACGUCAUUUUCGAAGUCAGUUCAGUCAAUCCACGGGAAAAAAUACAGUCUCAACGAUUGAUUGACAGUUGGCAAAAGGUCAUUGAUAGGCAUGCCGCCUUGCGGACCAUCUUUAUCAAUAGUACGUACAAAGGAGGUGCGUUCGAUCAACUCGUUCUGAGAAAGGUUGAUUCCGAAAUUGUCCACAUCAACUGUGAUGAUUCCCAAGUCAUUGAUAAGCUCCAGUCGAUCAAAUUGCACGAAAUAAACACCAAACGAAAGCAGAAAAUACCACAUCAGAUGGCAAUUUGCAAUACCUUCUCUGGCAAAGUGUUCAUCAAACUUGAAAUUAAUCAUGCAGUGAUUGAUGGAGGAUCGACUCCAAUAUUGAUUCGUGAUCUAUCUCUUGCAUAUGAUGGCCAACUACUUGAUGGUUCGGGGCCAUUAUAUUCGGACUACAUCCAGUUUAUCAGAAGCAACUCUACACGCGACGAUAUCACGUUCUGGAAAAGAUAUCUGGCCGGAGUCCAGGUGUGCCAUUUCCCUCGCCUCACUUCUGCUACUGCCGGUGAGCGCCGUCUUGCUUCAACAACAGUCAAUUUCAAAAAUUGGUCAAGUCUUCAGAAAUACUGUGAGGAAUCAGGUUUUACUUUGGCAAACGUAAUCCAAGCAGCAUGGGCCUUGGUGCUUCGAAAGUACACAGGUUCUGAUGAUGUGUGCUUUGGUUACCUGUCAGCUGGGAGAGAUGCGCCCGUCCCCGGCAUACAGGAUAGUAUCGGAGUCUUCAUUAACAUGCUCUGCUGUCGCGUAAGAUUCUCUGGGUCACAGCUUUUGGCUGAAAUCCCCGGUCUCAUUCAGGAUGACUAUGUUAAUGGAAUACCACAUCAACGUUGUUCGUUGGCGCAGGUUCAGCACGAGCUAGGAUUGCAGGGAAAGAAAAUAUUCAACACAGCGCUAUCCAUUCAAAAUCAUUCUAUAGCGAGUGACUCCGUGGAAGGGUCAUUGAUAUUCACCGCUGAAGAUGCACAUGAUCCCAGCGAGUAUCCAAUUACUCUAAACAUUGAAACAGCUCGAGAGGAAGAAGGAAUUAUCAUUCGGUACUGGACUGAUAUUAUUUCAAGUGAUCAAGCCUCGGGGAUUUCGGAGGCAAUCACCGCCAUUCUACAAGCAUUUGCAAAUGAUCCCACAGAAACAGUGUCUCGUUUGAACAAAGACGUUCCACAAGUGGCAGAUGUUGCACAGAAACAAAGACUCACAAAUGCCACGUCACAUCAGCAGGGAGAAGAAAUCAAUCAGCUGUUAGAAAAUCACCCAGGGCUGCAAGCUCUCAUAGAUGAGAGGGUUCAAACGAUUGUACAGCAAAUGUUCAGUCUUAGUCGGCGCAAUUCUUUAGCUCGAAGAAGCUCUAUUGGGACAAGGAGGAUGUCAGUCAAGUCGAAUUUCACAGAUCGUGAGGUAUUAAAAGCUGCUCAAUCUGAAUCCGAUGCCUUCUCGACUGUUUCGGAAGAUAUUUACAGCCCGGAUAUUGAAAAUUCAGUAAUACCAGUUGCUGCUCAAAUUCACGAGCGUGGCAGACAGGCGAGUCUUGAAGAAAAGCUCUUGCGUCUUUGGAGUGAAAAGCUUGAAAUACCUUUAGACUCGAUAACAAAGGAUGACAGUUUCUUUGAUUUAGGAGGAGAUAGUAUUACUGCAAUGGCCUUAGUUGGGGAUGCGCGUGAUGUGGGUCUAGUCUUGACUGUUGCCGAUGUUUUUCGCAAUCCCAUAUUCAAAGACAUGGCAACAGCAGUUCAGAUAGCAAGUGACGUGAGCUAUGUCGACAUUGAAAUCAGCAACAUGAACAGACUUGGUCAGCCAUCUUCUGGCUCGGUUAAUGGCAAUCUUUACGAACGGUUCGCGUUGCUCAAAUCUGCCAACAUCGACGAAGCUUUCCUUCAAAAAUACAUUUGUCCUCGCGUUGGAGUUUUCAAAGGCGGCAUUGCGGAUAUCCUUCCUGUCACCGACUUCCAAGCGCUCUCCAUUACUGGUGCCCUCCUGCAGUCUCGGUGGAUGUUGAACUUUUUUUGUCUUGAUGGACAUGGCCCCUUGGAUUUCCGACGCCUUAAGCAAAGCUGUUUCCGUGUGGUCCACGCAUUUGACAUCUUACGAACAGUCUUCGUUGCUUCAAAGGGACGCUUUUUACAGGUUAUACUUCGCAAAAUUCGACCUGAAUUCUAUGUUUACGAAACUGACGAGAGUUUGGAUGAGUUCACUAGUAUGCUACAGCAGCGUGAUAUUGAGCAAGGUGUUAAGCAGGGCGAACCGUUCACCCAGUUCUAUGUCGUGAAAGAGAAAAAUACUGACAGGCAUCGCAUUAUCCUGCGACUGUCCCAUGCGCAAUAUGACGGGGUAUCUCUACCGAGAAUCCUCUCGGCAAUCAAGGCUGGAUACGAAGGUGGCCCCAUACCUUCUCCUGUUUCUUUUGCGAACUUUGUCCGUGACUCAGCAAGGCUCAUCACUACGGACCAUCACAACCAUUGGAGAACUCUAUUGAAAGAUUCCAAAAUGACUGAGCUUGUCCGUCGCCAAGCUACCGGCUACCGCAAGCCUGCAGGGAAUACCACAACUUUGCGCAAGACGGUACAUGUGCCUCCCAUGGCACACGGAAACAUUACUACCGCCACUGUCAUCAAAGCCGCAUGGGCAUUGACGUUGGCAAGAGUCACUGGAAGUGCAGAUGUUGUCUUUGGCCACACAAUCAGCGGCAGGAACACUGCAGCUAUCGCCGGAGUUGAGUCUAUGGUCGGGCCUUGCAUGAAUAUUAUUCCAGUCCGGGUCAAGUUUGGCGAGAAGUGGACUAUUCUAGAGCUCCUUCGAUACGUCCAAGAUCAGCAACUGGCAAAUAUGCCUUAUGAAGCACUGGGAUUCCGACAUAUAAUCCAUGAGUGUACAGAUUGGCCUAAUUGGACUAGCUUUAGUACUGUUCUGCAACAUGAUACGGCUAGUUCAUCGAACGAAAUCCAACUUGGAGAGAACACAUACGUGGUGAAAGGUGUAGGCAGCGAUGAAGAGCUUGCGGAUUUCUCCAUCAAUUCAAGGUCUUUGGAUAAGAACCAAGUGGAAAUGAUACUAUCAUUCUCUAUGGAGGGGGAGUCUACUAUGCCACUUGCUCAAAGAGUGCUAGACAUGGUAUGCGACUCUGUCGAAAGCUUUACAAAAAGCCCAAACAUGGCACUACCAUCACCGACUGCUCUUUCAAGCCUACCAAAGCAGCACAUUUUGGAAACUGAGCAGGAACCGACCAAUAGUGGACUUCAAUCAUCACAACUGGCUCACCUUAGCAGAGCGGAGAUUCUGGUUCUCUCUGAUGUCCUCCGCCGUGCAUGGGAACAAGUUCUCGCAGACAAUGACAACAACAGCCCACCACUAAAAUUUGAUUCUUCAUUCUUCGAUCUUGGUGGGGAUCUCAUUGCUCUUGCACAGGUAUCAUGGCUUCUCGAGCAGGAAGACUUAAAAGCACAGCUGGACGAUCUGAUUGAAUGUCCCACUAUGAUGAGUCAAAUGACAGCCCUGGUACAAUCGAACAGUGAUGUCGCACACAAAAUGAUGACAACUGCAUCUUCUACGGGUAAUUCAUCGUCUGCAACUGAUGUUGGAGCUAGGGCUGUCCAGGGAGAUUUGCAUCCUUUGCCACGGCAAUCGAAUAAGGCAGCACAUAGACGAUCUGUCACCUGGGCAUCAGCAGUAGAACUAGCAAGGAAAAUUGUGAAGAGGAGGCUGGAGGUGUCGGAAAAUUAA